CUCAACGUUCUCCCAGCCCAUGAUGCCAUCCAACUGGCUCCGUGUUGCACGCAGACUGCCCUACACAUCAGUCAGCUUCAGCGGUACGCGUUCGGCGGGGUCGGCAGCGCGAACCGUUGGCUAUAUAACCCCCUGCACUGGCAGCAGUCCGACAGUGCAGUAACGCAGCUCUAUCGAACAACAAGCUACAGGAUGUCUGUCUCACCGUCUUCGCUCACCUUUCCCCGGUCGUCCGCUACGGUCUCUGUGAAGAUCUUCAACUCUUUCACCGCAAUCACGGUGCCUUCUGCGCCCUUCAUCUCCCCUGCCCCCGGCUCUACCGCAGACGAGCUGUCCAAGCCGCUUACCUGCCCGGGCAAGUCUUUCCUCAUCGAGCAUCCCAGUGGCAAGAGAGUCGUGUUUGACCUCGGGGUCCGCAAGGAUGUCUCCACUGCCGCCAAGUCAUGGCAGGACAGGAUCGCGAGCAAACAGGUAGUCAUUGCUGACGGCCCUGACGUCGCGGAAACCCUUGUCGCGAAUGGGAUCGACCUGAAGAGCAUCCAAGCCGUUAUCUGGAGUCACCCUCACAUCGAUCACGUCGGCAAUCCGUCAACCUUCCCUCCUACGACUGCCCUCGUUGUGGGCGCCGGCACCCAGGCUGCCUUCCGCCCUGGCUAUCCCCUCAACCCGGAGGCCAUGCUCCCAGAAUCCGACUUCCUCGGGCGCGAAGUCGUCGAGAUCGCCUUCGCCGACGACGCGCCGAUCGUCGCCGGCCUGAAGAGCCACGACUACUUCGGCGACGGGAGCUUCUACCUCAUCGAGGCGCCAGGCGUGCGUCUCCCCUUCAUCCGUUUGACACGGAUCGGCUACUAAACACACUGCGGAGGCUCCCGCAGCAUUGCAUAGGCCACAUGCUCGGCCUCGCGCGCACGACGCCCUCACCCGACGCGUCCUGGAUCGUCAUGGCGGGCGACAGCGCGCACCACGCGGCCAUGCUCCGGCCCACG
Molecule: messenger RNA, 986 nt
Organism: Rhodofomes roseus
Lineage: Eukaryota; Fungi; Basidiomycota; Agaricomycetes; Polyporales; Fomitopsidaceae
Exons: 5
Coding region: 193-852 (219 amino acids)
Source: RefSeq, a predicted model, not a curated record